This is a messenger RNA of Anastrepha obliqua, 1094 nucleotides long. RefSeq names its product small ubiquitin-related modifier 3 (gene Sumo). Gene Ontology annotation, cellular component: nucleus. Gene Ontology annotation, molecular function: protein tag activity; ubiquitin-like protein ligase binding. Bases 149 to 418 code for a protein of 89 amino acids. The record is from RefSeq and is a predicted model, not a curated record. Gene Ontology annotation, biological process: protein sumoylation. The transcript has 3 exons. Lineage: Eukaryota; Metazoa; Arthropoda; Insecta; Diptera; Tephritidae.
CGGCAUUUUUCACUACUUCAUUAAGAUCGAAAGAGGAAGGAGGAAACGACGAAAAUUUGCACUUAUUAAUUUAGCGGAGUGCGGCAUCGGUGAUUUUGAAAUUUUAUCUAUAUUUAACUAUAACUAAGUAAAAAAGCAACCAGCAAAUAUGUCCGACGAAAAGAAGGGAGAAACAGAGCACAUCAAUCUGAAAGUUUUGGGUCAAGACAAUGCUGUUGUCCAGUUCAAAAUUAAAAAACAUACACCCUUAAGAAAGCUUAUGAAUGCUUAUUGCGACAGAGCGGGGCUAUCCAUGCAAGUAGUACGGUUUCGUUUUGAUGGUCAACCAAUAAAUGAAAAUGACACACCAACAUCAUUGGAGAUGGAAGAAGGUGAUACUAUCGAAGUGUACCAACAGCAGACGGGAGGCCGAAAUUAAUUUUGAAAUUAACCACGCAAAUCUAUAAUAAAUUCACUUAAACAUGAAAAAAAUCAAUUUAAUAUACAAAAUACAGAAGAAAUGUUAAAAUAAGUAUCAUCCAAAAAAAUGCUGAAGAAAUACUAAAUGAGCAGCAAGCCCCUCAUUUGUGAAGAGAAAGAAUGCUGCUAAAAAAAAAAAAAAAACAAAUUAAAUCUGCGCAAAUCUUUACCAAGUUUCAGAUUGUUUAAAAAAGGGGGUUUGUUGAUCAUGUGCGAGACGAUACGAAAUGCCGCUCAAGAGUGCUUGCAACAAAAUGGAACCAGGAUAUAAAUUUUACAUUUUCUAAUAAUUUAACUUUACACUAUUUUAUAAGCAGUUUGUAUCGAAUUAAUUUUAAUUUAUGAAUGGAAACUAAAGAACGCAUUUAUUAUUAGCCAGACCAAACUUUUUUCAUUGUUCACUAAAACAAAAAAAAAAACAUUACAGAAUGAGUUGAGUUGCAUUAGGCACGAGCGAUGUGGAGUUUCACAGUCUUUGACCACAAACCAUGUUGUGCUUUCAAUGCGAAUUCGUUGUGCGCAGACGGGCAAACGGCAGGUUUAAUUUACAUAAGUAAAUUUUUUAGAUCUUAUAACUGUGUAUUAAACAAAUUAAAAAAAGCUGAAGAAAUAUACGAGUAUGGAAAACAAAACAA